CUAUUUGAGGAGUCACGCACGUUCAAUUGCUGUUUUUUCCUCUGUAAUUGCUCACAUAAAGCUCAUCAGCUAAUAGCUCAUCAGUAGUUGCCCURAUUCAUUCUCUAUAUAUAUUACUGGAAAAACGCUAUCUGGUUUUAAAGUAAGUAUGUUCCUGUCAAGAAUCAUCAUGAUCAACAAGAGCUCGUUUAUCGUCAUACUGGUAUUAAYGAUGAUCUUCGUUCUUUAUAUCAUAUCUACACGUCUUCAGCUGAGUCUUGACAUGACCAUGCAAAAAAGUAUACCAAUUAAUGCCCAAGCUGAAUUACACAAGUAUCUYUCAAGGGARCUYCAUCAAAUUCAUGGCCAGAUUGUCGAACUGGCACUCACAAAGAAUCCUAAACUUGUCUUGAAGUAUGAAGAGAUUUUGMAAAGAAUAGACAAUGCUAAUACGCAAUCACAAAAACYAAGGAUUCAAUCAGAUCAGAAAACUAAUCAUCUCAAAAGCAGGGACGUUUGCCCAGAAGUUUUUGAAGGAACACAGGCAGGCUAUCCUUAUUAUGAAAAAGGUUGGACUAUUACGAAUUGURCGAACGCUAAACCAAUUCAAGCAGUUAUAACCAUCCUUAUCAAUUCAGUAACKUAUUCCACAAAGGAGUUUAACCGCCUAAGCUACGUAUUAGAUGGCAUAAAGAAAUCCUAUCCWACUGUUGCUGUUUUGGUAGCCAUUCAAGACAAACAAGUUGUUGAGAAUGGAGAGAAGUACACAAAUGUCAAGGUAUUUAAGAGCAGCUUAUCAUCAAGCAAAACUUGGAACAUGCUURUCAAAAAGGCAUCAACACMGUAUGUUUUGAUCGCUCGUGAUGUUGUUCACUUUUCCUGGCUGUCUCAACUUGAAAGACAAAUUCGUGUUGUGAGUGAGAUAACCAAUGUUGGUGUAGCAGGAGGGUCUUACAGGAACUUAUCUGGACACUGGACAAUGGGAUGCUUUCAAAGCAAUAUGAAGAACUAUGUGCUGGAAUACCAGGAAGGAUACUUCUAUUCCAGGAAUGARUGCAUGAUAUGUGACUAUUUACAAGGUCCUUUUGUAGCAAGAAAGUCUAUCUUAAAUUUUGAUGAGAAGAUAAAUGAUGAAGUUUUGUUUGAAGACUUGUUUCUCUCUCUAGUUCAAAAAGGAACUUUGAUAAUGGGCUGCCCAGAUGCUAUGUACUUUACAAGAGAAAUCGCACCAAAGCCAAGUAAAGUUUGGAAAGCGUUGGCGAAAAAAUGGGUACUAAAUCGCAUAAAACUUUCUAAUGGGGGAAAACAUUYAUUCUCGUGUAAAGAUAUCGAUUUUAAAUGCUCCAAUGAUGUAACUCGCUCCUACUUGCUACCAGUAUGCUGUCAAGAGCUGUAUGAACAAACGUUGGGCGUCCUGCAGGACUUUGCGAAUCAAAACAACUUUUCUUUUGAGCUUGACACUGGCUCUACUUUAGGAACGGUCAAGUUCAACGGUUUAAUGCCGUGGGAUGCGGAUGGCGACAUACGCGUCCUCACGAAACAAAUAAAUAUUUUUACCAAGAAAGAAACCAUUGAAUACUUUAAGAAACGUGGCAUUCUUCUUCUAAAGUAUGAAAAGCCGACAUACAACACUGAAAACUACGAUGGCUAUGUAAAGAUUCAACCGACAGGAUACGACAUUGAUGUUUGGGGAAGAAAACUUUUAACUUGUCCACAAUUUUUACCGGAGGAUUUACAAGACUCUUACACACUCGCACAAGUUCGAGGCACGUGGGUGAAGACCGUGUUCAGUCCAGGACUGUUUGUGAGAAAUAGGUAUGGAGUAGACGUUUUGAAGCAUUCACAGUCAUGGGGCUGGGCUGGAGGAAUGGAGCAUAGCUAUAGUGAUUAUAAACCUGGUAAAUUUACAAAAUGUGCAGACCCGAAGCAUCAUUCUUGCCUAGACCACUUUCCUGGAGAUGGAAAUAUUCCUUUCUUGGUUCCAUAAUGGUCAAUUUGGAUGGAUUGACGGUGUAAACCGUCGAAAUACUCAUUCGCGUAAAGUACUGAUGUUUAAUUCAUCUGUGAUUUAACAGAUUCAAAACUCUGUCGACGCAAGUUAUUUGUAAAAUAAGGGAGCGGAUUAUAUUUAACAAAUAAAUAAGGCUCAGCCGUGAUUUAUACUCUGAUAAAC
Messenger RNA from Exaiptasia diaphana, 2152 nucleotides. RefSeq lists its product as uncharacterized. The record is from RefSeq and is a predicted model, not a curated record. Bases 149 to 1966 code for a protein of 605 amino acids. The transcript is spliced from 2 exons. Gene Ontology annotation, cellular component: Golgi apparatus. Gene Ontology annotation, biological process: protein O-linked glycosylation via mannose. NCBI's taxonomy places the organism in Eukaryota, Metazoa, Cnidaria, Anthozoa, Actiniaria, Aiptasiidae.